ACUCCCCCAAACCCUACACCGCCGUGGGAGAAAUCAGAAAUGAAGUACAAUCCACGAGUCACCAGCUCUCGUCGGAAAUGCCGGAAGGCGCAUUUCACCGCGCCGUCCAGCGUGCGCCGUGUGUUGAUGAGCGCACCUCUGUCCACAGAACUUCGCAGCAAGUACAACGUCCGGUCAGUCCCCGUUCGAAAAGACGAUGAGGUGCAGGUAGUUCGUGGAACGUACAAGGGCCGUGAAGGUAAGGUUGUUCAGGUGUACCGUCGCAAGUGGGUUAUCCAUGUGGAGAGGAUCACUCGUGAGAAGGUCAAUGGGCAGACUGUCAAUGUAGGAAUCAACGCUUCUAAGGUUGUGGUCACCAAGUUGAAGCUUGAUAAGGACCGGAAGUCGUUGCUUGAACGAAAGGCCAAGGGCCGUGCUGCUGAUAAGUCAAAAGGAAAGUUCACCGUUGAUGACGUGGCUGCCGGUGCCUCUCUCCAAGAGAUCGAUUAGGUUUUCAUUUCCUUGUUUAUCUAUCUUUUAAAUUUUCCUUUUUAAUGUGUCAUGCUAUAAUGAGGAUUGUUUUUGAGAGUUCCUGUUGUUGAUCUUACAGCGUUUAUCAGCUUAAUGUGUUAAACCGUACUUUAUUUAUGAAUCUGUUCUAUUCAAUUGUAGGUGGUAGUGUGAUACAA
Cynara cardunculus var. scolymus (artichoke) is the source of this 668-nucleotide messenger RNA. RefSeq names its product 60S ribosomal protein L26-1-like. The transcript has a single exon. Gene Ontology annotation, cellular component: ribosome; cytosolic large ribosomal subunit. Gene Ontology annotation, molecular function: structural constituent of ribosome; RNA binding. Gene Ontology annotation, biological process: cytoplasmic translation; ribosomal large subunit biogenesis. The coding region runs from base 40 to 489 and encodes 149 amino acids. The record is from RefSeq and is a predicted model, not a curated record. NCBI's taxonomy places the organism in Eukaryota, Viridiplantae, Streptophyta, Magnoliopsida, Asterales, Asteraceae.